AUGACAUCACAGUUCACCACUCGUAGCAUCGUUCUCACCGAUAAUUCAAGAAUCGCCAGAAGUGACCGAACAAUGAACAUGGUUUAGCCGAAGUACUUACAUCAAAGUUUUAAUUCAAAUAGCGAACCACUCAAAGGAAGAGACAGUUUUCGUUGUUCUUCCCAAGAUGCAAAGAGUGUCCAACCUGGCAGCUUUCUUCUUGAUUUGGAGUUGUGGAUUUUGCUAUGCAGUUCAAGUUUUCGUCAAGGGUGCCCAUGGAAUGGUCUCUUGGAAAGACUCUCCAAAUUGGAGGGACAGAUCUGUUGUCCCCACUCCUGCCCCAGCGGAUGUUCAAGCGUACAAGAAACGAGGGGAAAUUCCACAUCCGUUUCCCAGAGUUCACGUAGUAAAACACGUGUAUGUUCCAGCACGAACUAGCAUGGCCAAAGGAAGAAGGCUCAAUAAAAAGAAAAAUUUAAUUCAAAGAAUUUUCUUCUCACUGCCUGUCGGCGCUGAAUUACCGAUCUAUUACACUCAUAACCAAGUUUCAGGUUCGCAUAAAAAGAGCACGGUUGUCAAUACUGAAGCAACUGGUGCUGAGGGAAAAAGAUAUUUUUCCGACAGAAUCAAUGGGCCCUUUAGAUCAAGUACCUGGGGAAUUCAAGAACCACUAGGAAACCAGGAAUUGUCUCCAGAUUUAGAAACGAGGACAAUAGCAAGGCAAAGUCUUCUUCAAAAUGAUGAUGAGGGUCUUCAAUAUCACGGAAUGAGUGGACAAUACCUUCGUCCUCAAACAGUUGAUAGGCACCGAAUUAUGGAAAAUAGUGCACCUUUUUUCAAAAGACCGAGAAAAACGCAGGAAAUGUUCUAUAGAAGUUUAAGAAUUCCAGGAUUAAAGAAAGUUAGAAGAGAUAUUAAACAAAAAAGCAGUGACAAAAACAUGAAAAAAUCAGGAUUACCCAAAGGUAACAAAAGGAACACAAGCCGGGCGUCAAGUAACAAAAUUAACUCAGAGAUAGAGAACCUUUUAACAAAGUUCCUCAUUGUCCUGUAAUCCACUUCUUGCACUAAAAAUGUAAUUUUAACUUUUCAAAUAAUAGUUAAGAUGGUUUGUGCUUGUUUUUGAGAUUCAUAAGGCACAACACUGGAGGGGAAUUCUGGUAAAUAAUCAUUAAUGCAGAGGAUAACAUCAAUUCCAGAAUUUUUUGAAAGAUAAAGGAUAAGUAAAAACAGUUUAAUCCAAAGAGAUAUUGAUAUAAGUAACAAAAUUAGCAGAAAUAAAUUUAAUUUUCAUAUAAAUGAAAGAAGAUCGAAGAAAUAAGAAUAUUAUAAAAGAAAUACGCAUUUCACUUUGUUUAAAACAGUGUUCUUUUCUUUUAAUGUUAUGCAGGUGAAACGCUUGACGAUAUAAUGACAAAAUUGAAGCCAGUGAAAAAGGGCUAAGAAUGAAUCCCACAUUCGAUUGUGUUUUGGAACUCAUCGUUGGCAGAAGCGUUUGUGGACGAAAGUGGGAUUGCCAGAUACACAAUAUCGUCCUUGGUGACUAUGUCUGUGAGAUGAUUGAUUUGGAGUGGAGUCUCUGAGUUCCUGGCAUGUGCUUCAACAUAUCCAAUCAGUCCUUGUUCUUCGAAUAAUAGCUAGAUCAAUGCUUCAAUAGGUAGCAUUAUUGAUUCUAUUUGUUUUGCCUCGUUUUCUCAACUGUGAAAAUGCUGAGGAGUGGCUCCUGUCAAUUGACUUCUCUUUCGCAGAGGGGUAGCCUACAUGCUACAUGUAGAAACAAACACAUGAUCGUUUUCAUGAUAACUUUUUGCCACUUAACAUUGAACGUUUACUUAAACUUGCUUUUAUUCCUGGUUAAAAAGUGUUGUUUAACUUAUCUCUACUAAGAAAUUAGAUGUAUUUCUUGAGUUUGUACCGCAGUUAUGAUGUAAAUAUGAACGGCUGUUUAUUUAGUGUCAAAACAAUGGUCAAGAAGACGGUGGUUCUUUUUACAGUGUUAAAGAAAGACGUUCAACUUAAUCUAUUCGAUCUACACGAAUACUUUGAUUAUAUUCUUUUAUUGCCAGCUAGUUGGAAAACACUUUAAGGUUGACAAGUUAAAUACUUCGUAGUAACUAUUCAAUGCAAUGGUUUCAAGAAACUGUAAGGGCAGGUAUGGGGAAGGUGGAAACUGGGUUGUUUUUUUAUAAUAAAGCCGUUGCAGAACAAAUAAACGACUAGCUGAAAUUUUGGUCACGGAGAGAAUCUUGGCAAUUUUUUUAACUUUGAUUUGCCAGAUAGUCUUAAAUAAAAUGAAGACACGACCUUG
Pocillopora damicornis (cauliflower coral) is the source of this 2287-nucleotide messenger RNA. RefSeq lists its product as uncharacterized. The record is from RefSeq and is a predicted model, not a curated record. Lineage: Eukaryota; Metazoa; Cnidaria; Anthozoa; Scleractinia; Pocilloporidae.